AUGAAUUCUCCAAUAUUUAAUGAUAAAGAAUGGAUGUCUAGUAGAGAAAAUAUUAUUCCAUUAAAAGGUGGACGUUCAAUGAAAAUUUUAAAUUCUGUUUUAUCUAAUUCUAUUACAAUUAAAGAAGCAGAAAAAAAAUUUGAAUUUAUUUUUGAAGAAUCAAAAAAAAAUAAAGAUCCAUUAUCUAUUAUAUGGGAUUAUAUUAAAUGGUUUGAAAAUAUUUUUCCUACAGGUAAACAAAAAACAUUAUUUCCAAUGUUAUGGAGAUCUGUUAAUUUUUAUUCUAAUUCUCAUGAAUAUGAGAAUGAUGAACGAUUAAUAAAAUUGUGGAUAAAACUUUGUGAUAAUUAUCCAACAAGAUCACUUGCAAUUUUUGAAUGUGCUUUUACAAAAGGUGUAGGCCGGUAUUCUGCUUUAUUUUAUAUAUCUUGGUCAGAAGUUUAUGAAGUAUGGGGUAGUGAAAGGAAAGCAAGAGAAACAUUAAAAAUGGGAUUAAAAUAUGGUGCUACUCCUAUAUCAUUAAUUAAUAAAGCAAUUGAUAAUUUUGAAAUGCGUUGUAUAAAAAAAUCAUUAGACAAAAAUAAUUUUAAUGAUGAUGAUUCAGAUAUGGAUACUGAUAAUCAAGAAGAAGAAAUUUUUGAUCCAGAACCUAUUAGAAGAAGUAUUCUUGGAAAUUUAUCGAAAAAUGUUACAACUAAUAUGAUAAAAAAAGAAAAAAAUAAUGAUAAUAACAAAGAAAAUAAUAGAAAUUAUAUUGAAAAAUUUAAUGUUUAUCAUGAUAAUAAAAAUUGUGAUAAUUUAGAUGAUGAUCUUGAAUACCAGGAACUUUUUGGUUAUUUCGAAAAAAUCAAAACAACUAAAGUUAUUUCUAUUAAAGAAAAUGAAAAUCGUGGAAUACGAAAAGGAGAAAUACAGAAAUUAGAAGUAGGAAAACAAUCUAAUAUUCAAGAAUUUGAAGUUUUUUGUGAUGAUGAUAUUAAUGAAGUAAUUGUAUCUGAAAAGUUAGAGCCAAAAUUAAAGGAACAAAAGGUUUCUAAAACAAUUUCAAGAAGAAUGUGUAAAAAGAUAUUUUUAAAAGAAGAAAUAUCUGUUGUUGAAAAUUUCUUAAUUAAUUUUAGUAUUAUUUAA
Messenger RNA from Strongyloides ratti, 1128 nucleotides. RefSeq names its product Mitotic checkpoint serine/threonine-protein kinase BUB1 beta. The transcript has a single exon. The coding region runs from base 1 to 1128 and encodes 375 amino acids. The record is from RefSeq and is a predicted model, not a curated record. Gene Ontology annotation, molecular function: protein kinase activity. NCBI's taxonomy places the organism in Eukaryota, Metazoa, Nematoda, Chromadorea, Rhabditida, Strongyloididae. Gene Ontology annotation, biological process: meiotic sister chromatid cohesion, centromeric; mitotic spindle assembly checkpoint signaling.